Messenger RNA from Acanthamoeba castellanii str. Neff, 507 nucleotides. Its product is annotated as Raslike protein 1, putative. Gene Ontology annotation, biological process: Ras protein signal transduction. The record is from RefSeq and is a predicted model, not a curated record. Bases 1 to 507 code for a protein of 168 amino acids. Lineage: Eukaryota; Discosea; Longamoebia; Acanthamoebidae. Gene Ontology annotation, cellular component: plasma membrane. Gene Ontology annotation, molecular function: GDP binding; GTP binding; GTPase activity. The transcript is spliced from 5 exons.
AUGUACCGUUUGGUAGUGGUGGGUUCGGGAGACCCGACGCUCGAAGACUCAUACCGUAAGCAAAUCACCGUCGAUGGCAUCGAGUGCGUGUUGGAUAUCAUCGAUACCGCCGGCCAGGACGACUUCAUGGCCAUCCGCGAGUCCUACUACAAGGAGGGUGACGGCUUCCUCUGCGUCUACGAUAUUACCUCGCGCACGACCUUCAACGAUGUGGAGGAUUUCCACGAUGCCAUUCUCAGGGUGAAGGACGCCAACAGCGUGCCGUUCAUGCUGGUCGGCAACAAGGCCGACAUGGAAGAGAAGCGGGUCGUGCAGAAGUCCGAGCUCGAGGAGAAGGCCAAGAAGCUCGGCUGCAAGUUCAUGGAGACCUCGGCCAAGUCGCGCCAGAACGAGACGAUCGCGUUCCGCCAGGCCAAGAACCCGCGUGCGGCCUCGACCCCUUCGGCAUCAACUCCCUCGGAAGACAAGUCCAAGGACAAGAAGAAGAAGGGCUGCGUCCUCAUCUAA